UGCGAUUAAUAUUAGGUAAUUUUGCUAUAAAGAAAUAGUUGACCUAUUUUCUUUCAUACUGACGACCCCUCAGGUAUUGUAAUCUUCCACUACUACAAUAAAUACACACACUUUGUGUAGUACGUGAAGAGAAGAAAGAAAAUUUGUCAAUGGGAUGAAAAUGUGUGUGUAAAUUUAGCAUUUCUGGCGCGGCAUUGGCACUGGAAUGAUAUACUAUGUAAAAUAAAAUACAACAAGACGUGUGUGAUGUGCAGUGACGGUGUUAAGUGUCGUAAUUCUCGCAGAUAGCAGUUGCAUUUGAGGGUAAAUAGGCAAGACCCACUGUAGUUGUGAAAGUUGGAAUUUCAUACUCGGAUUGAAAUUUCCUUGGUCUGUAUUUGAUGCCAGGAUUAAUUAGCUUUAUAUGAGGAAGGAUUUUGCAGUUGUUGCAACCGACUCACAUGACGACAGACAUGCUGAAAUUUUUGACCAAAAAGUUGAAAUCCCAAAGUUUGAGUGAGGGUCAAACUGAAUUUGAUCCUGAGGAUGCUGAUGAUGAAGAAAGAGAUUCAGGUACCGAGUCGGACGAGAACUUUGACGAUGAUAACCCAUAUGGAUCUGAUACAAGCCUGAAUGACCUUACAAACAAAGACAAAGAAAAUACAGCGGAAGGCCUGCCUUCAGACAAAUCUGGCACAAAAACACAUGAAAUAAGUGAACAUAAUUUUGACACUGUAAGUUGUACCUCAGAUUAUGAACGACAAAGCCUAGACUUUGAUAGACAUAGUUCUGAAGAUGAGUUAGUGACAAUUAACAAAGAAAAUGUAGCCGAGAAGCGUAAAUGGUCACAGGAUCACUGUUCCGGAUGUUGUGAUAGCUCCUCGGAUGAUGAAGUAAAAGAAUUCCUCCUAAAUCCUCAGCCUGUAUUACUGAGUUCAACCCCGCCGAAAGGUGUUCAACGUGUAAAAGUUUAUACUCGCUUUCCCUCUCAGAGACAGGUUCUUGCACGAAUGGCACCAAUAACGGUGUCGUCAGUGUCGCCGCGUAAAAGGUACAGACAAGCUACCUCAGAGAAUGUUUAUGAAACAGAAUCAGGUUCACUUACACAAAGACCAUGCUUGGACUUUGAAAAAAUGCAACAGGUACAGACCUUCGUUUGACCCAGAGUAUUGUGUUCAAAUUUUCCACAAAAAGAAAACUGAGUGUGACAAUUUCUCUGGGCCACUCUUAAUUUAUUUGAAGGAAAUUAUAGUUUUUGUGUAACACUGAUGGAACGGUUUGUAAAGUUCAGUGAAGCUGAUUCUUAAAAUCGCAGCUUUUAAUAGGGCAUGUGGAAUUUAAUCAACGUAAUCAUUUACAUUUGAUUCAUUUGGACCAUUUUAUCAUUUUUUUUGUAUUUCUACGCACCAGAUUGAUAUAUUUCAGAAAACUUGGCAUAUUAUAAAGGUGGCAAACAGAAUUGUCUAUCUCAUCAAAAGCUCUUGUUGAUGCUUAAAUUUUGUUAAACUGCAUUACAGUGCUUACAGUUUCCAGGAGUUAAGUUUAUGUUGAGAUAAUAUUGAGUGUUUUUUUUUGUUUUUGGGAGAGGAAACAAUAGUUAAUAUGAUGAAGUAUUGGUAUUAAUGUUUUUGUAUUUUUAGCAUUUUUUUCCGUGUUUAGCAUGUGAUAAAUGUACAAUUAUUUUCUACAUGAAGUACUGUGCAUACAAGAUGACUUUCAUUUGUAAAAAAGGAGCUACCUCAGGGGUGUGAUGAAUGUUGUAUAGUGUGUUAUAGAGAAAAGGAUAAUUGUAAGGGCAGCAUAGACAAAACAAGAUUCAGUUAUUCCAAUAUGUUAUUUAUGAAGGCAAAUUUGAUUCCCCAGAGAUAAAUGUUAAUGGGAAAAUGUAUGAUGAAUGGAUGGUAGUGCUAGAUAAAGUAAUAUUUUCAUGACAAAUAUUAAUUCAGGGACAUUAUUUCAAUUAUAUGAAAUAUAUAGUAGUGACUGAGAUAAAUAGUUGACUUGAUUAAGCAGGAUUUAUUUCCAGAUAAUAACAAACCAGUUUCCAUUUUCUGCUUCAUUCUCCGAGAGACUAACCUUUCAGAAGAAUUAUUAAUAAUAAUUAAAUUUUUUCUUUUAAAAACAAUUAGCAAAGUUAUUAAUUAGAUCCAAUUGUAUAAUGACUUUCAGGUCUUUUUAAAUGCCAAUUGAUUAGAACAAUGUUUUAAGUUAACUGUAAUUUUUGCUUAAGACUGACAAAUCAAUUUUUUUGUCCUGGCAAUGUGCCCACUGGUUCUUGAAAUAAUGCAUGGAAAUGGAACUUUCAGGCUUUCUUAGGGGACUUGGGUUUGUUCUCUAUCAUCUGAUCUGAUAUACCAAGCUAAACUUGAUUGGCAGAAAGCCUAAAUUUAGCAAGAGUACAAACAGUUUUCUAUGAGACUGACAACAAAAAAAUAUCUAAUUCAUAGUCUGCUUUUGACUAGUAAGGUGUUUUGAGUUCUCUGGUGUGAGAAGAAAAUGAUAUUCAGACUCUGUUUAUCUCAUAUUACAUGAUUUACAAAUUGGCUGGUAUCAGAUCUACCAGUUUCUAUAAAUAAAACAUGGGUUUAUACUAUGGGUCAAUAUGUAAUAAAACCUGCUUAAUUCAAUCAAUAAUGUUUCACAUUGACUUUGAUAAAACAAUUUAAUAAAAAGAUUUAUGAUUAUAUUGGAAGUGCAGAUGUCUUGAUGAAGAUUCAGGGAUGUUGACUUAAUAUAGAAAUUGUUGAGAGCUUUAAAAUGUUUGUUUUUCUCUCUCAAUUAUUAAAUGAUGUCAUAUUCAGGGAUUUAAAUUUGUUUUUAAAGAAAUAUUUUAUUUGAAAAAAAGUUUUAGUUUGACUUUUGAAUGUUGUUAAAAGAUAUAGAUACUGUACCAUGUAUUUUGAAUUCAAUUGGCAGGCAUUAUGAAGGUGGAAACUGUAGUAUGACAUAAAUUUGAAUUUUCUUGUAACUUUUAUCUAAGUGUUGUUGUAAAAAAAUUCAAUGUAAAAUUUUUAUCUUUUUUUUUUAGAAAUAUAAGCAAUCUAAUGUAUGCUAUCAAUCUAAAACAUAAAAGUAUGUGGGGCAUAAUGUAUUAAUAAAGUUUGUUUGUGGGGUAUAAGCUUGGAUAAAUGGGUGGGGGGGAGUAUUGUAUAUUGGGAUAUAAAGAUGGGGGAUAAGCCUGAGUAAAUGGAUAGGGUAUAGAUAAUGGGGAAUAAGCCUGAGUAAAUGGGUGGGGUAUUGUGGAUAGGGGUAUAAGCCUCUGGACUCGGUAUAAGCUAACCUGAAUAAAUGGCUGGGGUAAUCUGAAGAAAUAGGUUUGGGUGCUGUUUAAGGCCUAGCUAAUGCUUUCUGUCUCUGGGCUUCCUAUAAUAUUCCGCACAAGUUUUAUCUUUUCAAAAUAACAAUUUUUUAAAGUAUCAGGGGAGGUUUAAGCUUCAUGUAUGACAUGAUAUUGAGAUGAGAAGCUGAGUUACAAACAUUUUUUUUAAUGAGAGAAAAAAGUGAUUCCAGGUCAGAGCUUUUGCUUAAAUGUAUUUGCUCCAAAUCUAUCUUUUUAUCUGCUACAGCAGUUUAUUUUUAUUGCCUCAGAUAUAUAUAUAACAGAACCUGCCUUUGAUAGAAAAAUAUUGUAUAUAGUUUUGAAAUAUGUAAGUAAAACUUUCAGGUCUGUAAAGAACAAAAGGUGAUAAGAGUUGCUAAUGAAAUAUGAUACCUUUGCUUCGUAUAUUGAGAUCAAUGUGCUAGAUAUAUUGUUAAAUGUUGUUCCAAGUUUUGUGUAUAUAUUUCAACUUUCCUUCACAAUUCAGGGCAUUUUUGGUAGAUUUGUCUUUAUCGAUAGAUAACAUUGCAUUUUACAUGCUAUUUCAUACUUUGUCUCUAUAUGUAUGAUAAUAGAUGUAUAUUAAUAUAUAUAUAUAAAAAUCUUUAAAAAAAAUAUAAAUUUAAACCAA
Ruditapes philippinarum (Manila clam) is the source of this 3929-nucleotide messenger RNA. RefSeq lists its product as uncharacterized. The record is from RefSeq and is a predicted model, not a curated record. Lineage: Eukaryota; Metazoa; Mollusca; Bivalvia; Venerida; Veneridae. Bases 441 to 1139 code for a protein of 232 amino acids. The transcript is spliced from 3 exons.